UGUUGACGAAGUCUUACGCACUCUCCCAUCAUCCUCAAAGAAUUUGCUAUAUAUUUAGGAGAGAAGCUUCUCCAUGCUGGAGAAAACUAAAAUGAAAAUUGCCGUCUGUGCUUUAUUGUGCUUAUACGGUUUAGCCUCCGCAACCGCUCCGAGUGCAGAAGAAGGUAGCAGAGCGGACGACUUCCGCUACCUGACGGGGUAUGCCAGCCCUAACUGGACGGGCGUGUACUACCAGUUCGCCGAGUACUCCCCCGACCUGAGCGUCGUGUUCCUUGACGACGCCCUCGAGAGCGUCUGUGGCACCGGAUACUGGAUCUUGUACGACGCCACAGACUACGACCCAUACGCCACUGGCAUCACUUGCCACUUCCAUGGAGUGAACCAGUGCGCCAACUGGGACUCCAGCUGCAGCAAUGUUGCAUCGUCACUGAGGUACGCCGGUAGCCCCUUCGGCCUCAACAACGACUAUUAUAAUCUGUAUGAAGGAAAAAGUUUCCGCGGCGAAGAGUUCCAAGGCGACACCGACGCCGCUGACUUGGGGGAUUUGGACCUCAAGAUCUCAUCUUUAAUGGUGACCGGGCAGUCGGGGUGGACAUUCUAUGUGGGCGUUAACUUCUCGGGCCCCGCCGUGUGCGUGUACGCGGACGAACACCUCACCACCGAUGGCAUUCAUCUCGACUAUGCCCGCUUUUUCGACAUGAGCGAGCUCGGUCUGCCCGACAACGCCAUCAGGUCCGUGGAGCGCGGCUGCCUCAGCGACCGCGUGGUGGGAGCGUCGCCCCCGUGGCGGUGAACAGACGAUCAGGAAAUUGGCAACAAACGAUCAGGAAAUUGGCAACAAACAAUCAGGAAAUUGGCAACAAACGAUCAGGAAAUUGGCGACUGAAGCGAUGCGACUGAAGUGCAUUGCACGAAUGCACGAGUAUAUAGUGCAUGUGCAAUGUUUAAAUUUGACGAUUAUCCACCUUUCUUGAGCUGCAUUAGACCGAAGUGUAUGCACCAGUGCAGCACCUGGGAUAAAUUUACCUACUUCUCCAAAAAGUGAAUCAAAUAGGCGCAAUUUUUACCUUGCUUAGUAUAUUUGGUUGUGUAUUGAAUUGGAAAUUAUAAAAAUUGUAUGAAUUUUAGUCCCUAAAUAAUCAUAAAUAAUCAAAUGGGUUCCUUGAAAACCUAGUGAAGUGGCUGUUCGAUUUACAUAAAUUCUUGUCGAUGUAGUGUAUGACUGAUCGGUACGUGGAUGCAAGGUUAAGGAAGGUUAUGAGUCUUUGAACUCUUUAUAUAAUUAUUGCAUAUUUUUAGCCUUUAUGUACCGGAAUCCGUAUUGAUAUGUAUUUUUCAUCUCAUAAUCUUAUGAUAUCGUUAAAAAUAGCAGAAGCACAGUGUCAAAAUAUGGUUACGACAAUUUAAAUUAUGUGUCCAAAUCACAAGAAGAGCCCUAGUUUAUGUGUCCGUAAACCAGGAAUAAGUUAAUUGCUGAAAAUGUUGAAAAUAACCAAAUCGGAAUAACCUCAAAUUAGAUAGAAUAACUAAAACGAAUUUCAGCCCACGCCUCGAUAUCACUGUUGUCAUCGGCGCAUCAUCGCAUUACUCUUCACAUAUAAUCAAAUCAAUGAAAUUAUUUAUCGGAGUCAGAUUGUUUUAAGAAUUAUUGUUUAUGACACAAAAUAAAUAAAUUAGGAAUUAUAAAACUCGCUGCUCUCAAACUGCUGACCAACUUCCAGCUCGCUGUCUUUAUCCAGAAAUGAAUUUGGGAGUCUGCAUCAGCAGCGUCGUCCCCUCUUAGUGCUAAGUUUAUUUCACAAUUACCCAUUGGGACAUCAGAUUAAAAGAAACAUGCAUGAAGGUAUCGGCAUGAAACAGAUUUUUGUGGGAGUUUUUUUUAAUUACAUAUGGCUGCAGAGUCCACUUAAGCCCUCGAAGAAGGGUUGCCAGAUGGCCUUUUUCCGCAGACAAAAAUGGUCAAAAAAGGCCUAUAACUCAAUAUAUACUGGGAUAAUUGUAGGUUCCGGUGUAAUAUAAAUCCGGUAUAAAAAUUCCGGUAUAUUACAUUUUAUUUUUUUCGCACUUUUCAAAAUUUAAUGUGGAAUUACCGCUAUCUUUC
Messenger RNA from Hyalella azteca, 2101 nucleotides. RefSeq lists its product as uncharacterized. The transcript has 6 exons. The record is from RefSeq and is a predicted model, not a curated record. The coding region runs from base 74 to 793 and encodes 239 amino acids. NCBI's taxonomy places the organism in Eukaryota, Metazoa, Arthropoda, Malacostraca, Amphipoda, Hyalellidae.